CUAACACACUUCCAGGCCCCGAUCCAAUUGGAUUAUUGGGCCAACUUAUUAUUAUUAUUAACAUACAAUCGCGUUUUUAUAAUAGCUAACAGAGAUGUGAAAUGGUGACCUUGUCUGACAAGAACAAAGUGUUUUAGAUAGUACAACUUAGUGAAUAGGUAUGCCCAAAAAAGUAAUCUGCAAAAACUGAAAGAUAAGGUAUUUUAAUGGACCAGUGAUGUGAUUUUAAUAAUAUCAGAUCAACCAUCAAUCAAAGUAAAUCAGUGGAUAACUAAUCUAAAGUGACGAUAUCUAUUUAAUUGUUUGGGGAGAAUAUGUGGGAAUCCUUUUACGUGCAGUCCACAUCCCAAUCUCCACAAUGAUUAUCCAAAAGAACAACUACGACGUUCCCGACUUCCUCAACGAACAGUUCUUCAAGAAGGUUGUAGAGAAUAAAGUGGGAUCUAAGGACUUCGAACUAACCGGCCUGAAUUUCUCAAUGGGAUGUGACCCCGGAGAAAAUCAUCUCAGCAAUGUGUACCGUGUACAAGCUACUUAUAAUGAAAAGGGAUCGGGAAGCAAAGUAGGAAAUUUCUUUGUCAAAUGUGUUCCCUUGGAAGGUGACAGGAAGGAAUUUGCCGAGAUGGACAUUUUCGAAAAGGAGAAGCUUAUGUAUUGCGACAUCAUACCGCAGAUUGAAAGUUGCCUAGUUAAUAUACAAACUGCACCUAAGUGCUACUACGUCACCAGCGAGCCCAUGGCGACCAUGGUCUUUGAAGACAUGAAAGCAACGGGAUACGAUAUCGCAGACCGUGUGAACGGAGUGGACAUAAACCAUUGUAAAGUUUUUUUGACGAAACUAGGCCAGUAUCACGCUGGUUCCAUGAUACUUCUGGAAAAAGAACCUUCGUUAAAAGAAACAGAUAAUUUAAAGAAUGGUAUAUUUUCGUCGCUGAGCUUCAGCAAAUCAAGUCUGGCAGUUCCAACAUAUAGGAAUCUUUCAAAAUUUAUCGAGCAUGCAUCAAAGUGGAGUGGCUAUGAAAAAAUAGUCAACAAACUGCAAGACUAUCUUACAAAUAAAACUUUCCUCGACAAAGUUUUAGAGGGAAUUCGAAUUUCACCAGGUGAUAUAGUAGCAAUUGUCCAUGAAGAUUGCUGGGUAAACAACAUCCUUUUCCAAUACAAAGGCAACUCGGUAACUGAUGCACUUCUCAUUGAUUUUCAAGGAUGCACUCGAGGGAGUAUCGGACUUGACAUUAUCUAUUUUUUUGCUGCCGACGUAGAACUAAAUGUCUUACGUAAAGAUAGAGAUCAACUGAUUGAAGACUAUUACUACCCUGCCCUCCGAGCUUCACUCGAACAAGGCUCUUAUAAGAACAUUCCGACACUUGAGGAUGUCAAAAAUGAAGUCAAAAAGAAAGUUAUGUUUGGACUAUUUGGUGCUGUCCUGGUUUUGCCUCUAAUCUCAUUGAAUAAGAAAGACAAAGUUGAAAAUACUGUUGAAGCAAUGAAGGAUAAAAAUAAAGCAGAAAGGAUCGCCGAAAUCGCUUGCUCAUCAAAACGUGCCCAAGAAACUCUAAAAAUUUUCCUGGAGGAGUGCGAUAGUUAUGGGCUAUUAAAUUGAUGACAUUGUUUGACCCGCGAAUUGCGUCACUAGCUACUUCAUAACGACCAAUUUGAUUCAGUAUUUUUAUUAACGUACUUGAGAUUCUAUUAAAUUGAUAAUAAACGUGUGAAAGCCGAAG
Messenger RNA from Hermetia illucens (black soldier fly), 1724 nucleotides. RefSeq lists its product as uncharacterized. The record is from RefSeq and is a predicted model, not a curated record. Bases 359 to 1603 code for a protein of 414 amino acids. The transcript is spliced from 5 exons. Lineage: Eukaryota; Metazoa; Arthropoda; Insecta; Diptera; Stratiomyidae.